Messenger RNA from Ictalurus punctatus (channel catfish), 2770 nucleotides. RefSeq names its product eukaryotic translation initiation factor 4Ba (gene eif4ba). The transcript has 15 exons. Bases 88 to 1905 code for a protein of 605 amino acids. Gene Ontology annotation, molecular function: RNA binding. Lineage: Eukaryota; Metazoa; Chordata; Actinopteri; Siluriformes; Ictaluridae. The record is from RefSeq and is a predicted model, not a curated record.
CGCAUUGGUGGACAAAAUGUUGGCUGCGUCAUCAACCACGUGGUGACGUUUCCAUCCGGGGCAUGUGACACGCACUCGCUCUCCAUCAUGGCGGCGUCAGCUAAGAAGAAGGGCAAGAAGGGGAAGACCCUCACCCUAACUGAUUUCUUAGCAGAGGACAGUGGGGGCAGUGCUGUACCAAAUUACACACCCACAAAACCUACCAGCUGGGCAGAUGAGACUGAUGACCUGGAGGGAGACGUUACUACCUCCUGGCACACGGAGGAAGAUGUGUAUCGUGCACCACCCAUUGAUCGCUCCAUCCUGCCAACGGCACCCCGCGCUGCCCGCGAACCAAACAUCGACCGCUCGCGCCUGCCUCGUUGCCCACCCUACACCGCCUUCCUGGGCAACCUGCCCUAUGACGUGACCGAAGACUCUAUCAAGAGCUUUUUUCACGGACUCAAUAUCAGUGCAGUGCGACUCCCACGAGAGCCCAGUAACCCGGAGCGACUGAAGGGCUUUGGCUAUGCAGAGUUUGACGAUGUGGAUUCACUGCUACGUGCACUCAGCCUCAACGAGGAGAACUUGGGGAAUCGCCGGAUCCGUGUGGACAUUGCAGACCAGUCCAAUGAGAAAGAGAGGGACGAUCGUUCAAUGUCAGGUCGUGACCGUAAUCGUAGCACUGACAUGGGACCAGACAAGACGGACUCAGACUGGAGAGCAAGGCCAAGUGGUGACGUGGACGAAGGGCCACGCCGAGACGAUGCCUACGGAGAACGAUCCCGAGAUCGCUACGAUUCAGACAGGUACCGCGAUGGUCCGCGCCGGGACAACGAUCGCUAUGACAGUGGCAGAGACAGAUACCGGGAUCGCUAUAAUGACCGGGACCGCAGAGACUAUGAUAGAGGUUAUGACUCUCGCAGUGGAGGUCGUCGUCCAUUCGGCAGUGGCUUCCGGCGUGACUAUGACGACCGCCGGGACGACCGCCGGGAUGACUACCGUGGCAGCGGAGAUCACUAUGGUGACCGCGAAGACAGAUAUGAUAGACGGGAUGAGAGACGGGAUGAGAGACGUGAGGACAGAGGCCCUCCUCAGAGGCCCAAGUUGAACCUGAAGCCACGCAGCGUUCCAAAGGAGGAGGACCAGAGUGGCGCCCCCUCCACCGCCUCUAGCCGAUCCGCUUCUAUCUUCGGAGGAGCCAAACCAGUGGAUACGGCUUCUAAGGAGCGGGAGGUGGAGGAGCGACUGAAGAAAGAGCAGGAGAGGCUGCAGAGACAGCUGGAGGAGGACAAGGGGAGAGGACCCGAACGCAAGCCCAGAGAGAGACAUCCCAGUUGGCGAAGUGAGGACCAAGCAACAGAGCGCUCACGAACAGGAAGCGAGUCAUCACAGCCAGGAAGCACCACUAGCAGAGGCUCAAGGCGCAGAGAAAGCGAGCGCUCUUUGGAGAACGAGGUUUUUGGUGGGCGUGACGAUGAGCCACCCUCUCCAGGAAGCCAAGCCUCAUUGUCCAAGCAGGAUGGGCUUCCUCUGAAGGUGGUCCCAGCCCCGCCCCCUAAAGAGAAUGCCUGGGCAAAGAGAAGUGCCAUGAGCAGUGGCUCUACAGAGAAUGAGGUGAAACCUGGUCCUCUCAAAAGUUCUACAAGCUCAGCUGAUGAGAGAGUUCCCCAGAAAGUCAAAGAUGAGAACAGGGGAGAUGGUCCACGGCGGGGCCGGGGGGGGGCUACAACUCUGGCAGCAGGGAGAGACCGGCGCAAGGAAACGGACAGAAAGGACGUCAGAAGAGAGCGAGAUCUCAGACCAGCACCAGGGCCAAAGAAAUAUGAGGAAUCUCCCAGUCCUAAAUUCAGCUCAGCCAGUAAAUACGCAGCCUUACUAAUGGAUGGCGAGCAGGGAGACGACGCUGAGGAAAAUGGAGAAUGAGAGAUUUGCUGCAGGAAAAUCGGACACAAAUGAAAUAUGAAUUAAUCCUCCAGCUUUGUCCAUGCAGCAGUGAAGGACCCAGCCCUGCUCCCUUGAAGCAAAAUCUGGAGAAAUCAGUAAAAUCUCUUAUAACCACCUUCUUCAGGACUGAGCAGAUCCUAGUGAGAAAAAUACCAGACUCAUUUUAAAAUAAGAGGGUAUAUGGGAAGUUGGCUAAGAUAUAAUUAUAACUAAUUAAAAAAAAAGGUGAGGUUUAAAAAGAGAGAAUGGGAUCCCAUUGUUGCAGUAUACAUCACACAUGUUUCUAGCACUAGUUUAUAAGAGUGUGGCAUGACACAAGGUAGGUUCAUACCAAAGGCGAGUGUCUUGUUGCUUUUCAGGGUUUACGCUUUUUUUUUCCCCUCUUACUGAUAAGACAGCUAAAAGCUGUGCUUCUUAGAGACAUUGGGAUCUGCAUGAUCUGUUCAGCAGCUUUUUAUCUUGAAAAAUCAUGUCUUAAAGCAUGUUAUAUGGGACCUAUAUUGAAGAUGACCUACUAACUGGGAGGUAGAGAGUGAUCCAUUUCCAUACCACAUAUCAGUUUAGCAACUUCCAUCAUUGCAUCACCUCCCAGCACCCCAAAAAAGUUUGACUAAGGUUAUUUUACCCUGCGGACCCAUUCUCAUGGACAAGUUUAUUGAGCUACCUCUGUGGCCGGCUGUGCCCUCAGAACAAAUAUUUUCUAUGUAAAAGGAUUAAAAGCUUAUUAGUCAUUUACAAAAUUUUACCCCUUAAUCAAGUCCUUUUAAACAUUGGUGACAAGUUGCUUUUUGAAUCAACCAGUGCAGUUUGUGUGCAUUCUGAAUAAAGGGUUUAAUAAAAUGGA